Molecule: messenger RNA, 2757 nt
Organism: Silurus meridionalis
Lineage: Eukaryota; Metazoa; Chordata; Actinopteri; Siluriformes; Siluridae
Gene: foxf2b
Product: forkhead box F2b
Exons: 2
Coding region: 374-1495 (373 amino acids)
Biological process (GO): animal organ morphogenesis; regulation of transcription by RNA polymerase II
Cellular component (GO): nucleus
Molecular function (GO): RNA polymerase II cis-regulatory region sequence-specific DNA binding; DNA-binding transcription factor activity, RNA polymerase II-specific
Source: RefSeq, a predicted model, not a curated record
AGUAAGCGCUCAGCUCCCGGGGUCUGCUUAGUUGGGGGGUCUUGGGCAUCGAUUUCUUUUUUCAGAAGAGGAAUAUGGACAUCCUGCUCAACACUGAACAGCAGCGCAGCGCAACUAAAAUCCAGCUGCAUGAUAAAGAAUCAACAAUGACGCACGGCUUAACUUCUUCAGCACGUCGCUUUUUCUGACUGCUAAGCUUUAGGAAACGAAAAUGACGACUCGGAACGCCAGUUUGAAAGAUCGACCAUAUUUAUUUUAAGAUUUCAAUGAGGCCAGUUAAAAUAAAUAAAUCUACUGUUCAUCACUGAACUUUGCUCCGUCUCCUGUUGGAUAGAUUUUGCUGAACCUGAGCUUCAGAGUUGAAUGUAUAAGGAUGACAACUGAGAGCUCUUUGGAGUCCAUCAGCCCCAUGAGGACGGGUUCGGCGACAGAUGGGAUGCAUACUGGAUUAAUAAACACUCAGAGUGGUCCCGAAAGCCAAGGAAGUGUGGCGAAAGGAAAAAAGAAUAACUCUGGAUUGCGGCGUCCUGAAAAGCCACCCUACUCUUAUAUUGCGCUCAUUGUGAUGGCGAUCCAGAGCGCACCGACUAAGCGUCUCACUCUGAGCGAGAUUUACCAGUUCCUGCAGACGCGCUUCCCUUUUUUCCGAGGCUCCUACCAGGGAUGGAAAAACUCCGUCCGACACAAUUUGUCUUUAAACGAGUGUUUCAUUAAGUUACCCAAAGGCCUGGGGCGCCCUGGAAAAGGGCACUACUGGACCAUAGAUCCUGCAAGUGAGUUCAUGUUCGAGGAAGGCUCCUUCCGGCGGAGACCGAGGGGAUUUCGUAGAAAAUGUGAAGUCCUGAAGCCCAUGUACCGCAUGAUGAAUGGCCUUGGGUUCACUUCCGCCAUUUUACCCCAAAACUUUGACCUGCAGUCUUCAACGUGUCACGCUAACGGCUACAAUGUAGACGUGGUAUCAGGAUCUGUGUCGGGUGGCGGAUAUGACCCCCUGAAAAUUGGCCACUAUGGACACAUGAAGAACUGUCCACUACCGACAAAUGGAAACUAUGGGGCAAACGCUAGUAAUUCAGACACCUUUUGCCCUAUAGGCAGCUCAACUGAAGGCCAUUCGCAGUAUUCUGGUACAGCUCACCACUGGCCUUCCUCUCCUUACCUCAAGCGCCCUCUCAUUAGCCCUGGCAGUCCGGGGUCUGCAGCACAACAGCAAAAUACAUCAGCAUUAUCUUCAUCUUACCCGAUGGAGCAAGCCUAUCUGCAGCCGAGCAACAUGCACGGUGCAGACAUGACAGUGGGUGUAUCUUGCUAUCAGCCCCAUUCCACGCCUGUGGAUGAACGAAAAGACUUUGUGAUAAACUUCAGUGGAAUCUCAUCUCUCCAUCCAUCUGUUAGUGGAUACUAUUCCCAUCACUAUUAUCAGCAUCAGCAGCAGCAGCAGCAGCAGCAACAUGGUCACCCGAGUGUUCAGCAGGACAUCAAGCCGUGUGUAUUGUAAAGGAAUUAAUCAAACUCUGGUUUAAAAUACCUAAAUGGACUGAAUCUGAAGGCAUUUUUGUUCAACACACUCAAGUCAAUGAAUUCAGUUUUUAUUCUUCUUUGACUUUUCCACAGGGCUUGUAGCAAUGUCCAUAUUAUCUGCUCUUUUGUUUAUUUAUAAGUUGACACAAGUGUUUAGGGCAGGGUCAAUAUCUAAGCUGAGACCUCCUAACCAAUGAUUUAUUAUUUGAGAACAAACAGUGCAUGCAAAAAAGUGUUACAGCUGUCACUGUUAGCUGUUGUACUGAAGGCGGGGCUUUGAUAACAACAACAACAAUAACAACAACAACAAUAAUGAUAAUAAUAAUAAUAAUAAUAAUAAUAAUAAUAAUAAUAAUAAUAAUAAUAAAACAAGGAUGAUGCAAUCUCCUACAGCCGGCGAUAAAAGUAUAGAAAUUAAAGGCUAUUACAUAAGUAGAUUAGUUAUCUUUGACUUUACUACAUGCUAUAUUUACAAAUGUAACAGGCCAAGGCAAAAAAGCAUGGGCUAUUGUUUGAAUCUUGCUUGUGAUCCUUAGCUAUAUCUUUCUUUAGAAAUGUACAACUACAAGGGUGCAAAGGUUAAAAUCUGGAAUUUUAGUCAUAAAACUUCAUAUGUGAAGUUUUAAAGGCCUUUGGAGUAAAUCUAGGCGUAUAGAACGACAACAAAAAGAUGGUGUUUCUGCCAUCUAGGGGCGAAGUUUUGCUACUGCUGUGACAACUUUUUUCAUGUUCUGAACUAAAGAUUUUUGAUCAGUGAGAUUUCAGGUUAAGAAAUAAAUAAAUAAAUAAAUAAAUAAAUAAAUGUAAAGCUUCAGUAAAGAGGCAUAAAGGCAUGGGCAUAAUCAGCUAUGCAAAAUUUUUGAAUUAGUUAAUUAAUGAAUGAACUCGUGUGGAAGAAAUUAUCUUAGACGGGUUGUAUCUAGGGCCAGCAGAAGCAGUGAGCAUUUGCGUCGUGCCCACCAAAUCAAAGUAUGAUUUUAUUAUUUUAGCCAAAUGGAAGAAAAUAACUUAGAAGCCUACAGCCAAUGAACAAUGAUCAGUCUGUAACACAACCAUACCCAAAGCCGGAGCCCUGCAGCAUAGAUUCGUUUUUCACAACUCACGUCACACACUACAUUUAUUUUGACAUGCUUACACACUUUAGCUCCAUACUGCCUUUUUUAAAGUUUGCCUAGUAUUCUCAGUUUUUUAUUGUAACGAAUGUGCAUUUAACCGACAUUAAAAUUGUAUUGCACUUUA